AAGACGCGGCGAGUUUAAUUUUGCUCAGCGGUGCAGCGACAUUAAAUAUUGUCAGAAACUCGCAGCGUGUCCUUUCAGUAUAUUUAAAUGAACGUAUACGUGAGCUAUUGGAUUGUUCCAGUAGUUUUGAUUGCUCUCUGUGGAUGAGUUGGUAAUAAUUUGACUUCUUUUAGCCCUCGGCGACUUGUGGAAGCUACAUGUCGGCUAGGCUAGGCGACUUGAUUUCUGGCCUGAAGACUUUGGGGAUGUUUUCGCUGAUUUCAAUACAGUUUUCUGCACCGUUCGCGGAGUUUGGCAGUGGUUGGCUGUUAUUCCUCUUAGCUAACUUCAUAAUGAGCAGUUCGACAGAUUGAACUGGCAAAAUACUGUUACCAUGGGAGAUAAAGAGCUCAGCCUUAUUGACAAGCAGGUGACAAGUUUAAAAGAUGUUCCCCUGAGUCCUGCUGUUACGUCUCUUAAUCUGCACUGCAAUCACAUCCCGAGUAUCGAGGGCCUGUCAUCUGCUUGGCAUUUGCACCACUUAGACCUUUCUUCCAAUCGCAUAUGUAAGAUUGAGGGUUUGAGUUCCCUCACCUCCCUCAGGACUCUGAAUUUAUCAUCCAACUUAAUCACAAAGGUUGAAGGAUUGAAUGGCCUUGUGAACUUGAAGAAAUUAAAUUUGUCCUACAAUCAGAUAAAUAAUGUUACAGGUUUACUGUAUCUUCAUGGCACUGAGUACAAACUGAAGCACCUCAGUCUUCAUGCCAACCUCAUAGACAGCAUCGAUCAUCUUCUGCAGUGCCUACUGGGGUUACAAGGCUUACGAAGCGUCACUUUAAACCAGGAUGGUGGAGACAACCCCAUCUGCAUUGCACCAGAAUACUGGGAAAUUGUUAUGGAGUCGUUGCCACAGAUUUCUGUCCUGGAUGGCCUGGACCGACUCAGACAUCCUUCGUCUCCAGGUAUAAGCAGUGACAUCCCCGGGCUGGAUGACUAUGUGGACUUUUUGCUUUCCUCCGAUACAAGCCACGGUGAAGCGGUUAGGGGUGCUGUCACCACGCCACGCAUCGACAAGGCACUAACUCAGUUUCGGCAGCAGAUCGCCUCAGAAAAAACAACAGACCCAGCCACAGGUCCAGUCACCCAACCAGUCCGUCAGAACUCCCAACCAAUUUGUCCCACUGUUACUGUUUCACCUGACCCCAUCAAUGAAGAGCGCAUCAGGAAGCUGGAGCACCAGGUGUCGCAGCUCAUCCAGCAGGCCCCUGCAGGUGAAAGAGUAGGUAUCUUUACUUAUGCUCAGACGAAGGUACGCAAAGCCAAGAGGGACACAGACCAGACAUCAGAAAGCGAAUGUGACGGGAAAGAAAACAAAAAACACACAAGAAUUUCCAAAUUCCAUAACACGACGACGACAAGCACGACCACCCAGGAGUCCAAGAGCACCAGAUCAGACAGCGAUCAGGAGAAUCGUAAACUGAACAUGUCAAAGUCUGCUGUGGGGACCAGAAGAAAGGCUGCUGGAGCCAGAGCUGCACAGUCCAUUUCUCAAACCUGGAAGCGACCUCUGAGAGCAGUUAAGACCUCUGGCGGUGUAACAGUCAAGUCCUCUCAAGAAGAAGAAACCUAUAGGAUAAUCAUGGAGGAGCGCGAUCAGGAAAUGGAGAGGCGUUGGAAGGCAGAACAAGCUGUGAGGAAGCUGACAGAGGAGCUGAAAUGCCUGCAGACAAAAGUCAGCGAGGAAAAAGACCUUCAGAGUAUGGCCCUGCACACCACAGACAGACUGAAGGAGCUGCUGCUGAAAGAGAGAUCGGGACGCUCUGAGCUGCAGGCUCGUGUUGAGGAGCUGGAGACAAGGUGUCAGUCUCUUAGCCGGCAGCUGGAGCAGACCCGGAGCAGUGAGGAACAACACAGGGCUGCGCUGCGAAGACUGGAGGAAAGCGUCUCCCAUGGAGACGCUCUCAGGGCUCGCCAGCAGGCUGAGGAGAUGAAACGUCACCAGGAGCUGGAGAACAAGGCAGCAGCUCUGAAGAGGGAGCUGGACAUCCAGAGAGUUUCUGUCCAACAACACAAAGACAAACUACAGCAGCUGCAUGAACUGCUAGCAUCCAGGGAGCAGGAGCACAGAAAACAGCUGGAGCUGCGGCUGCAGCCCGGCGGGGCAGAUUUCCAGCAGGCGGUGUCAAAGGAAGUAGCAGCAGUGGAACAGAGACAUCAGCAGAGGGAGGCGGAGCUGCAGGAGAAGCUGGCAGAGGGCAGGAAGCUGUACGCUGCUCUGGAGGACGAGUUCCGUAUGGCGCUAACCAUCGAGGCAAAUCGCUUCUCCGAGGUGAAGGAGGCUUGUGAUCAUAUGACUGCAGAGCUGAUGGAGCUCAAGACGAGCCUUGCUCAGACCCAGCAAAAGGAGAAGAAAUCAGGCGCUCUGGUGCAGGAACUCACCGCAAUGGUGAAAGAACAGAAGACCCGAAUCUCUGAGCUCAUCAAAGCCAAGAAAGAUGCUGUUGCUGAGCUCAAGAACCGUGUGCAUUACCUGGAAGCAGAGGGAGAGCAAAGCCAGCGUUUAGGGCUGCAGCUCGAGAUGCUGAAGAAAGAAAAGGCACGGCUUGUGUCUCAGCUCACAGCUCAGGAGUCGGUCAUUGACGGCUUGCGGGCUGAGAGGAGGAUUUGGGGCCAGGAGCUGGCUCAGCAGGGUGCGUCGUUGGCUCAGGAUCGUGGACGUUUGGAGGCCAGGAUAGAGGUGCUGACUGCUGAGAUGGAGACUCAGAGAAAACAGAACGACAGAGACCACGAUGCCCUUAGAAUCAAAGCCAAAAUCGUGGAUGACCAGACUGAGACCAUUCGCAAACUAAAAGAGUCAUUGCAGGAGCGUGACGAUCUGAUCCGCAGGUUGAAGGAGGAGGCUGUGCAGACCCAAAUAAAGUUUCAGCAGCAGCUGGAGGGUGAAACAAGCCAGAGGCCUGAGCUGAAAGAGCAGCUGGUACAUCUUAGCCUGCGUAAAGAGGAGCUGAAGCAGCAGCUGGAAGAUAAGGAAGCAGAGCUGGAGGAUGUCAAAAGAAUUUACAGUGAUUCAAACAAGAAGUGGCAGGAGAAGGCAGAGCUGCUAACUCGACUUGAAAGCCAAGUGAAGCGUAUGAAGGAAAAUUUUGAUUCCAAGGAGCGCCUGCUACUGGAAGAAAGAGAGAAAGCAUCAGAGGCACACAAAGCUGCAGUGGACAAGUUGCGCUGUGUGGAUGAUGCUUUUCGUCGGCAGCUGGAGUCUGUCCAGGCCGCACAUCAAGCCGAGCUGCUGCAGCUGUCUAAUGAAAAGCAAAAACACAUAGAACAAGCUAGUCUAAAGGUAUAUGAAGUAGAGGAAGAAAUGCGUCAACUCCUGGAGGAGACGGAGGCCAGCAAGAAAGUCAUGGAGGAAAAAAUGAAGCGCCUUACAAAUGUGCUAAAAGACUUUUAACACAUAAAAUGUCAACAACAUGACCACCGGACAGUUUUUAUGCUGAAUUUAUUUUUACAGAUGCAACUGUAUUUUU
Messenger RNA from Xiphophorus hellerii (green swordtail), 3503 nucleotides. It is a transcript of the gene lrrcc1, whose product is annotated as leucine rich repeat and coiled-coil centrosomal protein 1. NCBI's taxonomy places the organism in Eukaryota, Metazoa, Chordata, Actinopteri, Cyprinodontiformes, Poeciliidae. Gene Ontology annotation, cellular component: centrosome; cytoplasm. The record is from RefSeq and is a predicted model, not a curated record. Gene Ontology annotation, molecular function: protein binding.